AUGGGCGUGACCAAGGAGGACGUGGAGGCCGCCGUCGCCGCCGCGCUCAGCCCCACCCACCUCGUGGUCGCCGAUACAUCCGGCGGGUGCGGCGCGAGCUACGAGAUCGAGGUGGUGUCGGGCAAGUUCGAGGGGAAGCGGCUGCUGGACUGCCACCGGAUGGUCAACACCGCGCUGGCGCCGCUCAUGGCCGAGAUCCACGCCGUCUCCAUCAAGGCGCUCACCCCCGCGCAGGCCCAGCCCAAGCCCCAGCCGGAGCCGGCCGCCGCCGCCGACAAGUCGCAGCAGGCCUGA
Triticum turgidum subsp. durum (durum wheat) is the source of this 294-nucleotide messenger RNA. Lineage: Eukaryota; Viridiplantae; Streptophyta; Magnoliopsida; Poales; Poaceae. The record is from the annotation of a GenBank genome assembly.